Molecule: messenger RNA, 6935 nt
Organism: Acanthaster planci (crown-of-thorns starfish)
Lineage: Eukaryota; Metazoa; Echinodermata; Asteroidea; Valvatida; Acanthasteridae
Cellular component (GO): extracellular matrix
Molecular function (GO): protein binding
Source: RefSeq, a predicted model, not a curated record
AAAUAUGGUACCCUGAAAAAUGUAUGCAGUGCGAGUGCAAAGAGAAUGGCAAUGUGAUUUGUAAGGAAUUCAUAUGCCCACCCUGCCAUGUAGCCACCCGAUCGAAGAUCCACACGUCUGCUGUCCUUACUGUCCACCAACCGAACCGCCAACUACCGUAAAAACCACCACACUGCCGCCAACCACAACACCUAUGGUCACAACCCGUGGCAAAACAACCUGCCCAGAUCAUUGCCAUGCUCCUGAGAUACCCUGCGAAGACAGCCAGUACUACUUUGGAGGCCCCCCACCAUUUGAGGAAAAUUUCUUCUGCAAUCCUAUUUUCGGACAAGUCGAUGAGGACUGCGAGUGUAAAGAGGGCUACUAUAAAGAUGGGGAGGAGUUUAAUGAUAAAUUUCUGUUCAACUAUGGCACAUCAAUGUGUUUGAAACCAGAGAGGCCCUGUGACUGCAAGGAUGAAGAGACAGGAAAACAUUAUGGGGUGGGCGACAGUUUCAUCAGAGGGGAUUGUGAAAUCUGUACAUGUGUGCAAGUCGUAGCAGGAUUCAAGCUGGUUUGUGUUGUGGAUGGAACUCUCCCUAACUGCACACUUACAACAACGGCAGAGACAACAACGGCCAAACCCCCCACUACCACCAGUGCACCAACCACCACAGUGAUUCCACCGCCAACCACAACACCAGGCACCAUUCUCCCAACAUCCCCCAUUAUUCGGCCACCUUGUGAUGAUGAGUGUUACGGACAACCUGUGAUUCCAUGUGAGAAACAGACUUUGGAUUACUACUGGUCAAGUAACGGAUCCCCUCCCUUUUUUGUCAACAUCUUUUGCUCACCGUUUGUCCCUCGGCCCACGGGUGGGUUCACCAUACCUAAUUAUUACAAGGAUUGUAACUGCAGCGAGGGCUACUACCGGGACUACAAUAACCUCGCAGACGAAAAGUCCCUGGUGUACGUCAUCGGUUUCACGUGGGAAACCUACAUGUGUGUGGAGAUUGAAAAACCGUGUCGUCCUCCAGGACCCUGCCCCUACAAUGACACACUGACCCUUCAGCCCGGAGAGUCGGUCGUGGAAGGAUGCAAAAAUUGCACAUGUGAGCUGCUUCCAGGUAGCACUUCUGGCGGUUACCAUUUGAAGUGUAGACCUAUUCCAGGAUGUACUGUAACUCCAGGAGUUACAACCACUGUAGUAACAAGGCACACAACAACUCCUGUGAAAACAACCUCACCUAGUAGAACUACCACCAUCAGAGCAACAACACCAGUAAAGACUUCAAUCAUAACAACUCCUGUAAAAACUGUAACUCCCAUUAUGACAACUAUACCAACAACUACGCUGUUCAAGACAACAUCACCAUUCGUCACUACCACACCUGUAAGGAUAACAACGCCGCUUAUCACAUUGGCGCCAACAACUGCUCCUCCAAUAACCACUGCAUCUCCAACAACUACUCAACCUCCAACAACUGUAGCGCCAACAACCACUACCACUCCAACCACCACUGUAGCUCCAACAACUGGAGCUCCAACCACCACUUCACCUCCGACAACUGAAGCUCCAACCACCACCACACCAACCAUUGCACCACCAACAACUGAAGCUCCAACCACCACUGCACCUCCAACCACCACUGCACUUCCAACCACCUCUGCACCUCCAACAACUGAAGCUCCAACAACUGAAGCUCCAACCACCUCUGCAACUCUGACAACUGAAGCUCCAACCACCACUGCACCUCCAACAUCUGAAGCUCCAAUCACCACUGCAACUCCAACAAUUACUGCAGCUCCAACCACCACUGCACCUCCACCGACUACUGCAGCUCCAACCACCACUGCACCUCCAACUACUGCAGCUCCAAUCAGCACUGCACCUCCAACAACUGAAGCUCCAACCACCACUGCACUUCCAACUACUGCAGCUCCAACCACCUCUGCACCUCCAACAAUUACCGCAGCUCCAACCACCACUGCACAUCCAUCCAGUGCAGCCCCAACAACUACUGUGACCCCAACGUCUGCAGCUCCAACUACCACAGCAGCACCAACAACUGAGGCUCCAACUUCCAGUAUUACUACUGCUACAGAGUACUGCUUGACCCCUUUGGCGGAGCUGGAAAUGGAGGUGCUGUGGAAGAUCUCUGAUGGUACAACAACGAUCCCUCUUGAGGAUCCAUCCAACCCAUGGAAAGUGGACAGCCUAUUGCAUUGGGAAAGCAUCUCCACCUUGCUCCGCCACAAGGCACAAAUCAGGGGUCUUCGGGUCAUGGGACAGGUUACGGAGCCCAUCGACGUGAUUCUGUCAUACAGCAUGAACAGAACUGAAAUCUUCAAAUCUCUGGCUUUGGAAAUAGGAUUGAUAAAGGACACCCCGGUCAAUGUCAUAUUUGAGGAACCAUUGCGUUUCGUCACAGACUUGGAAUUUAAGUUGCAUAGAUACCCUACAACAGACACAGGCCUUCAACUGAACUAUUUAGGCUGUCCCGAACCGGUGGGACCUACAACUCAACCUCAAAUAACCACACUGACAACGGCGGCUACCCCAACAGAAGUGCCAACAACCUCAGUUAUUACCACGGAAGUGAUCACAACAGAGGAGACUACAACAGAGGUAGUCACUACAAUGGUUUCUACAACCACUCCUGAAGCCACAACUACAGAAAAGACAACAGUUGCCACUACAACGGAGGCUCCUACCACAACUGCAGCUACCACCACAAAAGUGAUAACCCGGGAAACCACAGUAGUUCCAACAACCCCAGCUCCACCAACUACAACACUGGAAACUACAACUGUUGUUCUUACUACCACUCCCGAGGCCACAACCACAGAGGAGACUACCUCUGUCCUCACUACCACUGAGGCCACCACAACAGAGGCUCCAACGACUACUGAGAGCACAACUGUUCGAAUUACCACAAGUCAGGUGCCUACAACCACUACCCCACCACUGACCACCGAAGAAGUCACUACAACAGUUGUGACCACUACACCUGAGGCAACUACAACACAGACCACUGCAGUCCAAACAACUACAGAGGCUCCUACAACAGGUACGGCUUCAACCACAACAGUAACAACCCGAGAAACCACUACAGUUCCAACCACAACAGCUCCGCCAACUACAAAGCUGGAAACUGCAACCACCAUUCUUACCACCACUCCUGAGGCUACAGCCACUGAAGAGACAACAACUGUGCGAACUACCACUGAGGCUACUACUACAGAAGCCCCAACGGCUACCGAGACCACAACUGUUCGAAUUACCACAAGUCAGGCACCCACAGCCACCACCCCACCACUGACCACCGAAGAAGUCACCACAGCUGUUGUGACCAUUACGCCUGAGGCAACCACAACACAGGCCACUGCAGUUCAGACAACUACAGUGAGUCCAACAACGGCCACCCGAAAGGCAACAACGACCAUUGCGACCACAGUCACAACUACAGUCAGUCCAACUGCCACUGAAGCACCAACAACUUCAGAAGAGCUGACCACCACAGUGGUGCACACAACCACUCCAACGGCGACAACCUCAGAAGAAAUCAGCACCCUUCGAACCACAACCCAAGCAACAACAACAGAAGCCCCAACAACUACUGAAGCAAGGACCACUCACGUGACAAGGACAGAGGCACCUACAACCACUGCUCAGCCAACCUCAACAGAGGAAAUUACUACAACAGUUGUGACAACCUCUCCAGAGGCAACCACAACAGAGACAACAUCAGUUCAAACAACAACUGAAGCCCCGACUACAGUUGUGGUCUCGACUAAAGUUGUAACCACAGCCCCAAAGACCACCGCAGCACCACCAACGACUGAGGAAGUCACAUCCACUGCGGUCUACACCACCACUCCAGAGGCAACAACCGUCACAGAGACAACCACCACAGUGAAAACAACGGAGGCAACAAGAACUGAAGCCCCAACAACAACUGAAGUCACCACCACUCGUGCAAUCACAACAGAGGCUGCUACAGCCACCACCCCGGCAACAACAACCGAGGAGGUCACCACAACAGUUGUAAGCACCACGCCUGAGGGUAGCACUGCAGAAACUACAACAGUGCAAACAACAAGAGUUGCCCCAACAACCGAGGAAGCAACAACCACAGUUUUCACAACAGUGGAGACAACAAGAACACCAAAAAUCACCACGGCACCUACAACAACUGAGGUUGCAACUACCACUGCAGUGCAAACUGCUACUCCAAAGGCAACAACCACUGAGGAAACAACAGUAGUUGUGACCACUUCAGAGGGCACUACCACCCAGGCUCCAUCAACCACUGAGGUAACUACUGUCAGCGUGACAACCAUUGCAGCACCUACAACCACUUCCCCAGCAACAACCACUGCGGAGGUCACAACAACAGUGGAGACCAUUACACCCAGGGAAACCACAACAGAAACAACCACGGUGGAAACAACCAAAGUUGCUACAACAACUGGAGAAACAACCACUGUAUCAGCAACCCAGCAAACCACUACAGUCCCCAAAACUACUUUGACUCCAAGUACAACUUCACAAGUGACAACCACGGCAGUUACCACUUCAACGCCCCAGGUCACUACGGAGGAAGAAACUACAACCGUCUCAACAACAAGAGCAGCCACUACAACUGUGGCCCCAACCAUUAGCGAAACGACCACAAUCCGUGUGACAACAACAGAAGCACCAACAACUACCGCCCCUCGCACAACCACUGAGGAGGUCACCACAACGGUUGUGACUACUACUCCAGAAGCAGCAACAACUCAGACAACCACUGUGCAGACAACUACUGUUGCUCCUACAACAAAGGAAGCAACAACAUCCGUUUUUACAACACAAGAAACUACCAUCAUUCCAAAAACAACAGAAGCACCGACAACAACCAAAGAAGUCACUACCAUCCAAAUCACCACAACUCCUGAGUUAACAACUACCGAGGAAACAACAAUUGCAACGACAACCGAGGCACAAACAACUACAGGAUUGAUCACUACACCUGAGCCGACAACAGUGAGGCAGACCACAAGUGUGACAACUGAGGCACCAACCACUAGAAAGCAAACUACGACUGAGGAGGUGACCACAGCUAAACAAACUACAGUUACCAUCAGAGAGACCACCACGGAAGGCGAAACAACGACCUACUCCACCACGGUCAUCGUCACUACACCAAAAUUUGUUUGUGAACACGACGGCACCGAAUAUAAUGAAGGUGAUGUAAUGCCGUCGCCAGACAAAUGCAAGGUCAGAUUCUGUACAGCUGAUGGCAUUGAAGACGUGGAAAUAACCUGUAACAGAACGUGCAAAAAUGGAUAUUUGGUAGUGCAUGACCCAACCCUCUGCUGUCCCAUUUGCGUUCCGAUUGAGGAUGAUUGCUUUUACCAAAGCUAUCCCAGUCUGGUGGUGCAAGACGACUGUGUGUCCGAAAAGGAAAUUCUCUUUACAGAUUGCGAGGGGAGAUGUGCCUCCAACAGCCGCGUGAUCGCCUUGCCCGUGUCCCGGAUCCAAUUCGUUUGUGGAUGCUGCAAGCCCGCGAGCCUGACCAACAAUCAUGUGAAGAUGUUGUGCAACAACGGCACUGCGUAUUUUCACCCCUACUACGAGAUUAAGUCGUGCGAGUGUAAACCGUGCGACUACGAGCCCCUCGGAAGCGUCCAGGUGAACAAGAUUGUGAUCUCCUAGCUGGUGGCGCUGAAUCUAUGAAUAUAUGAAAUACGGCCUCCAAAAACUCCAGUCAGUUUUUGCUCGCAAGCUGUUGUCACUGUUACAAGCAUUAGGUCACAUUGCAGUGUUUUCAAUAAGAGGCCAUAAUUCAUUCAUUCUCAAUUUCAUGCUUCAUCUUUAAUUGUUGAUAAUCAGAACUUACAUGCAAAAUCAUCUACCCUGAGAUUUUUCAGAAUUGCAUUUGGAAUAUAUGAUGAACAUUUCAACCCGUAAGGCACGCACUUACUUUUUUGGUGUAUGGACUUUUGCCCGAAGUUCGUUUUCGCAAAUUUAAUAUAUCCAUUGUUCAGCUUGUCCUGCUUAACUCACCGAAAAACUGUUUGUGGAAUUCACCUCAUUCGGUAUUCCAAGCAUGCUACAUGCGGUCAAGGUAUAGUCUUUAUGUUUGAAAAGGCCUGUUUCAAAAUAUUUGAUAUUUCCGGAAUACGAUGAACUGGAACUGAUGACGGAUUUGAAAAAAAAUUGCUUUGGGUUAGUUUGGCCGAAAACGCUCCGUUUCUGUAGAUAAUUUAGAAAAGAGGAUUAACUGUGUUUAUUGUGUGCAAUGAUUUUGAUUUUUGUGGUUUAACAAUUGAAAGUAAGUGAUUCAACUUUGUGCUUACGUAAAUGGUGACUUUGCCCACUAAAACAAAACAUUUACAGCCCGUAUCUGUAUCAUGAAGUCACCUCAGGUUUAAAUGUAUCAACUAAUGUGAAAUUUGUAGAUGGUGACCACAGCUAUGUACACUGCCCCAAUCCACGGAAUGUUCUGUACCACAGGUCUCUCCAAAAUUGUUUAAGUAAACUCCUGUGCGUAUCAGGAACUCAAAAACUUCAGUUGAGACCAAGCCUUUAGCUACAGGUGUAUUUCUUGGUUUCACUCUUAAAACACACAGUGUAGUAUAUUGGAUUACACCUUGUUACUUUGAGAUUAUAAAAUUUUCAUGAAAUCGGUAUUGCUCCACAUUGUACGCUCCCACCAAGUUAGGUUUCUGUUACUGUCAGCUCGUGUAAUUUGUCACGUAAGUCAUGUAAGUGUGACAUUCAUGACUUUCCCGUUAAACUGAAGAAAAUAUUCCCCAGCACUAUAAAAAGAGUAUAAUACAUUAUUUUCUGUAACAUUCAAGCUUGGGGAACCAGCUGACGAGCUUUCAUAAGAUUUUAAGGCAGUUUAAAUGAAGCCGUAGAUUAUGCAUUUAGAUAAUAAAUCAUAGUAGCAAAGCCUGCAGAUAUA